This is a messenger RNA of Closterium sp. NIES-67, 2385 nucleotides long. Lineage: Eukaryota; Viridiplantae; Streptophyta; Zygnematophyceae; Desmidiales; Closteriaceae. The record is from the annotation of a GenBank genome assembly.
UACUAGUUUCUUCCGACCAACCUCCGGAAUCCUCGCUGUGCUGUGUAUCGUCCAGCCUCCUUCCAAUCCUCCCUACAGGGUGCUUCGUUUUCUUCCAUAUCUACCUUCGUGAAAUCCGUUGGCACCCCCAAUAGCCCUCACGUGGAAUGUCGAUUCGCCAUGUGUGCCCGAAUCUCGCCGUUUAGUCCAUGAAUCCGAAUCAGAUUCGCCGUCCGCGGAAGCUCUCUCGCUAGCACCGCAUGGCACCGAAGCGGCCCUUCGCGUACGGCCAAGGCGGCGGCGGCGGCGGUGGCAGCGGCAGCAUCACCGCACCUAUAGUCGACGCGCUCGACGCGCUUCCCUCGCGUCCGCUGCGCUUCGUGCUGCUGCUGCUCCUCGCGAACUUCGCCGGCCACUACUUCCCGCUCCUCUGGUCCGACACCGACCGCGGAGCGCUCCUCGCGGGGGGAUGGGGCGCGCGGGGGCUUUCCGCCGGGGGAAAAGCAUCGGGGGAAGGCGUCGGGGGGGAUUUGGAUGGAGCGAGGGGGCGGGCGAACCGGACUGCGCUACAGAUGGGAUCUGCCAGCUCGGAUGCGAGUCGUAGCCGCGGCACGAGCAGCUUGCAGGGCGUGGGGAGGGCGGGCGGGGGGAUGCAAGAGGAGGAGGGGCUGGGCCGGGCGGAAUGGGAGAGGAGAGGGGCGCGGAGUGACGAGGGGGGUGGAGGGGUGGAUGGGGGGAGCGAGGGCGCGGGCGCGGGCGAAGGCGCGGUGGGGUUGACGCCGUACGUGAGCCACAUCGACAUCUCGGUGGUGUCGGAGGCUGUGUGCCGGGGCAUCAUCGCGCCCUCGCUCUACUUCGUUGACAACCAGCAGUCCAUACAGGCGGUAUCGGAUCUGCGGGGCGAGCACCGGCGCGUGCUGCUGUUCAUGCCGCGCCACGGGCUGGGCAACAGCCUGCGCGGCUACGUGUCCGCGUUCGUGUACGCCAGACUGGCAGGCAGACGCCUCGUGCGCCUGCACGCGGCAGAGCAUGCCAAGGUGUACGACACGCUGUGUGCGGCGUUCACGUGCGGGUUUGACGCCAUCCGCUGGUCCAAUGAGACGGGCCCGUGGGGCGGCACCAUGGGCGUGUACCGCCAGCUGGAGCUGCUGCAGCCCGUGCAGCUGCAGUCCGCCUUCAAGACGUCCGGCAAGAUCAAGAGCAGUCUGGGCUUCACGGGCCCCAUCAUGCUGAGCAAGUCCCCGUCGCACUUUGACGGCUUCUGGCAGCUGUACCCACGCGUGCAGGCGUGUGUGUUCGCGGCGCUGCGCUGCUCGUCCCUGUGGUGCGUGCACUCACGCGCCAUCCACGAGCUGCUCCUCGGCCCCUCGCGCCUGCUGCAGGAGGUGGUGGGGCAGGUGCUGCUGCACCACGUGGGGGAGGGCAAGCCGCCUGUGCCGUCCCAAAAGGGUGUGAAGGACGGGGACAUGUUUGAUGUUGCCCUGCACAUCCGCACUCGGCCCGCGGCUAUCGAGCAGAUCCGGGGGCGCGGGGACGAGGAAUUGAGCCGAGUGGGGUGUGAGGAUGCAGAGGAGGAGGAGGAGAGUGUGGGGAAAAAGGCCAAGGCGCAUGAGUUUCUGAAGGGAUGCUUGUGGGACUGCAUUGCUUCACUGCUGGAAAAGAUCCAGCAGGAUAAGGCAGCGCGGGGCACAGCGACGGAUGCCGCAAGUGGGGGAAGCGGAGGCCGCAGCAGCAGCAGCAGUGGCCCUCUCACCAUCCUCCUCACAACGGACAACGAGGCCCUGCGGCCAGAGUUUGUGCGGCGAUUAGCAAGGCUGGGGUCGGUGUUCUACUCGACGGGGUCCAUCGUGCACCUGUCCAAGACGGCGAGCACGGACAUGGAGCGGCAGCGCAUGCCCACCAUGGCAGAGUUCUUCCUCAUGGCCAAGGCGCACACGCUCAUCGAGGCCGGCUCCUACAUGAGCACCUUCGCUUACUUCGCUGGGCUGCUCGGGAAUGCCACGCUGGCUAGCAUUGACUGGGAAGGGGGGGUGAGGAGAGGAAGGGGAGGUGGUGGGCUGGUGUGUGGGCUGAAGGUGUUUCAUGAGGGAGAGGCAGUGCAGGAGUAUGGGGGAGGCGGGUGGGCAGUGCAGCAGGGAGGGGCUGGAGCCUGGGAGAGAUGAGAUUGCAUGGGAUACGGGAGUCCAUGGUCCUACCCGUAGUCAUGGUGCCAUCUCUAGCCUAAGACAUGCUGGAUGGAUGGCCAUUGGCUCCAAUAUGUAGGUUCGAUGUAUUUCUGCUGGUCAAGCCCUCAAUUUGAAGUGUGCACAUGAACCCUUGGUUCCCUGAGCCCUCAAGGCAUGUCCAUUGAGAAGUGUGCACCCUUCAGGGCCGGGCGGGGAAGACACCCUGACUUAGCAAGGCUUU